Messenger RNA from Nycticebus coucang (slow loris), 3204 nucleotides. RefSeq names its product cell division cycle associated 7 (gene CDCA7). Gene Ontology annotation, biological process: regulation of DNA-templated transcription. The record is from RefSeq and is a predicted model, not a curated record. The transcript has 10 exons. The coding region runs from base 35 to 1459 and encodes 474 amino acids. NCBI's taxonomy places the organism in Eukaryota, Metazoa, Chordata, Mammalia, Primates, Lorisidae. Gene Ontology annotation, cellular component: nucleus.
CCGCAGGCCGCGCGGCUCGAGCUACUCCGGCUUGAUGGCAGCGCGGCGUGCGCAACUUCUCCGCACGCCCAUCUCCGAGCGCCGGCCUGGGCGCUCGCCUCCAGCCAGCAUGGAUGCUCGCCGCGUGCCGCAAAAGGAUCCUGGAGUAAAGAAGAACUUCAAAAAAUUCAGAUAUGUGAAGUUGAUUUCCAUGGAAACCUCGUCAUCCUCUGAUGACAGUUGUGACAGCUUUGCUUCUGAUAAUUUUGCAAACACGAAACCUAAAUUCAGGUCAGAUAUCAGUGAAGAACUGGCAAAUGUUUUUUAUGAGGACUCUGAUGAUGAAUCUUUCUGCGGCUUUUCAGAAAGUGAGGUGCAAGAUGUGUUAGACCAUUGUGGAUUUUUGCAGAAACCAAGGCCAGAUGUCACUAACGAACUGGCCAGUAUUUUUCAUGCCGACUCUGACAGUGAAUCAUUUUGCGGUUUCUCAGAGAGUGAGAUACAAGAUGGAAUGAGGCUGCAGUCAGGCAGGGAAGGCUGUAGGACCCGGAGCCAGUGCCGACACUCUGGACCUCUUAGGGUGGCAAUGAAGUUUCCAGCACGAAACAACAGGGGGGCAGCAAGCAAAAUAGCAGAGCCCCCCCAACCUUCAGAGAAGUCUGGGACAGAGUCCAUUUCUGAUUCAGAAGAUGAAAGCGGCAUGAAUUUUUUGGAGAAAAGGGCUUUAAAUAUAAAGCAAAACAAAGCAAUGCUUGCGAAACUCAUGUCAGAAUUAGAAAGCUUUCCUGGCUCAUUCCCUGGAAGACGUUCCUUCCCAGGCCCCAGUUUGCAAUCAAGGCGACCCCAAAGGCAGUCAUUCCCAGGCGUUGCUUCCAGGAGAAACCCUGACCGGAGAGCACGUCCUAUUACCAGGUCAAGGUCACGGAUCCUCGAGUCCCUUAGUGCUUUACCUAUGGAGGAAGAAGAGGAAGAGGAUAAGUACAUGUUGGUGAGAAAGAGGAAGACCGUGGAUGGCUAUACAAACGAAGAUGACAUGCCCAGACGUCGUCACUCUAGAUCCAUGACCCUUCCACAUAUAAUUCGUCCAGUGGAGGAAAUUACAGAGGAAGAAUUGGAGAAUAUCUGCAGCAACUCUCGAGAGAAGAUAUAUAGCCGUUCGCUGGGCUCUACUUGUCAUCAGUGCCGUCAGAAAACUAUUGAUACCAAAACAAACUGCAGAAACACAGACUGCUGGGGUGUUCGAGGCCAGUUCUGCGGCCCCUGCCUUCGAAAUCGAUAUGGUGAAGAGGUCAGGGAUGCUCUGCUGGAUGCGAAUUGGCAUUGCCCACCUUGUCGAGGAAUCUGCAACUGCAGUUUCUGCCGGCAGCGAGAUGGACGGUGUGCAACUGGGGUGCUUGUGUAUUUAGCCAAGUACCAUGGCUUUGGGAAUGUACACGCUUACUUGAAAAGUCUGAAACAGGAAUUUGAAAUGCAAGCAUAGUAUCUGGAAGAUUUGAUGCCUGCCUUCCACUUUCUCAGAUCUCCCUUCUUAAAGUUUUCAGUUUUGUCAAUGAUUGAAACCUGAAUCAAGAAUCUUGAUCAGUCUGUUUUAAAGGAAACUCCAGUCAAGUUAGUCUCAGUCCUCACACGUGUUGCUGGGGCAUCACGGAAGGUAUAUUCCUCGUUAUACUUUGCCCUCCCGAAGUUUCUCCUCUUCCCCCACGGGGUCCCACCUCAUAGCAUUCCCCUCUAUUUCUAAUGGUCCUCUUCUGCUGCUUAGUUUCUGAAUUCCUUUUAAAUGACAAUUUUGUGGAUGUGCGUUUGAUUUAGUGGAUGUUGAAAUAACUCUGGAAUCCACCCAUCAAACCCAAGCACUUAGAAACACAGUGGUUGAGUUAACUAACUAGAUUUAUUGAAUUUCAGAGAACAGUCCUCUAACUUGUUUACAUAAAAACAAUGAGUAUAAUUUAGUCUUCAAACUAGCUGACAUUUUUAACAAUCAAGGCACAAAAGUCUUAAAAUUAUGUGGAAAAAUUAGGUGAUUGUUGCAAAGUAAAGUAUAUUAUUUCAGAUGCCUCUCAUGAGAGUAUUCCACGCCUGGUAUUUACUAUACACUUGAGACUUAGUUGCUGCUCAUUUCUUCUACCCUAAGGUUAAGUGGUGCAUCCGGCUAGUAAGCAAUCAUGAUCCAAAGGUUUGAUUACAGUGUUACAUUUUGAACUUAGACAUCCUGAGAAAUUAGGAUGGUGAAACUUCAGGAGUAGGCUGAUUGGAAUUCUUGGUUUAAAACUUUAGUAGAAUUGCAGUUUGCGAAGUUUAUUUCAAUUCCUAUGUCAGGCAUUUCAAAUAAAUUCUUGGGCCAUUUUGCAUGGAAACCUUGAUAUUAAUAACUAGUAUACUGGGGCGGCACCUGUGGCUCAGUGAGUGAGACGCUGGCCCCACAAGGGUGGUGUGUUCGAACCUGGCUCCCGCCAAACUGCAACAACAACAAAAAACUAGUAUAUGAUUCUUUGCAGUUUCUUGAAGAAAUUAUAAGCUAGGCACAGGGUUCAUGUUUAGAUAAGCACUUUUAUUAUAACAGUGAGCAGUGCCUUUUUGGAAAUGGGUUACUUUUUUUUUUUUUUUUGAGACAGACUCAGUCUCUGGGCAGAGUGCCAUGGCGUCAUAGCUCACAGCAAUCUCAAAUUCUUGGGUUUGAGCAAUCCUUUUGCCUCAGUCUCCUGGGACUGCAGGCGUGCACCACCAUGUCUGGCUAGUUUUUCUAUUUUUAGUAGAGGUGGGAUCUUGCUCUUGCUUGGGCUGUGUGAGCUCGAGCAAUGCACCUGCAUUGGCCUCCCAGAGUGUCAGGAUUACAGGCGUGAGCGCCGGCCACUGGAGAUGGGUAACUUUAAACAAUGUGUUAACUCAACACCUCUGCCUGUUUAGUUUCUGGGCAGAUGCUACAGCCUGUACUUCCCUUGUCUUCUGCAUUAAUCAGAUUGUUUGCUAGAGGUGGAAUCUUAAAUGUUUGCGCCUCUAGUUUCCUUGCUUAUUUUGGUGUUUGGAACAUAAUUGGACAUUGAAUCACUAACUGUAAAUACGGCUUUUGAUCUGUAAUGCUUUUAUAUAAAGGUUUUUAUUUUAAUAAUAAAAAGUUUUGUUCUAAAUUGUUUGCUUUUUAAAAAAAUGCUCAAUCUUACUGCACUUAACUCUGAUUUUUUUGUAUUUAAAUAAAAAAGCUAUUUUCCACAUUGUCUUGAAGUUUCC